GUGGUUUCCAAAUCUUGUGACCACCUUGCCGCUACCAACUGAACUGCACUUUCUUCACCACUCUCAUCUGGAUCCUGGGCUGGUCUGAGUUGCACAGACUCUCUCUCUCUCUCUCUUUCUCUCCAGCACACUCUCACUUAAGCUCUCUUUGAGCCUCCUGCUCCUGUGACUGUAGCUGUGGUCCGUCACCUGCACUCCCGUCACAGCAUGCAGCUCCUGGUGGUGUUAGCAGCUCUCAUGGGGGUUCUGUUCAGCGUUAGAGCAGCCGCCGUGCUUCCUGUGGAGGACAGGAGCCCCAGCCAUGUGAACAGGGAGCUGAACAAAGAGCGGAAGGAGCUGAUCCUGAAGCUGGUGUCUGGCUUGUUGGACGGAGCUCUGGACACCAACAUGUUGCCAGGGGAAGCGGUACCCGUGGAUCUCGAGGAGCCGCUGGAGUCUCGUCUGGAGGAGAGGGCUGUCUACAACAGGCUAUCACUGCCUCAGCGUGACCGCAAAGCCCCCUGUAAAAACUUCUUCUGGAAAACUUUCACCUCCUGCUAACAGUGCCCAAAACCACCCGGCUCUGCCUGCCUUCUGUACUCCUUCCCUCCCAGCUCCACAUGAACUGUAGUAGACCUCAGCUGUACAUAUCAUCUACACCUGUCAGACAUGCAGCAUCGAUGGACUUCACCGAGACAGUGUGUUUAUGUAUCAAUUUAUGUAUACACUGUAUGUAUUUAUGUAUGUAACAUUUUCUUUCAGGGUAAACAAUAAAGCAUGGAUAUAAUG
Molecule: messenger RNA, 768 nt
Organism: Scatophagus argus
Lineage: Eukaryota; Metazoa; Chordata; Actinopteri; Scatophagidae
Gene: sst7
Product: somatostatin family member 7
Exons: 2
Coding region: 208-540 (110 amino acids)
Biological process (GO): regulation of cell migration
Cellular component (GO): extracellular region
Molecular function (GO): hormone activity
Source: RefSeq, a predicted model, not a curated record